AUGACGACUAACAUUAUUACGAAGGUUUCCUUCAUUGUUUGUUGUCUUCUGGUUUGCUUACAAUUAUCAUCAGCAAAAUGGGCGAAACCUCGUCGCUUAGAUGUUGUUUCUCGUUCACAAAAUCGUCUUCGUGAUGAUCGAUGUAGACAAUUUAAAACCAUUAAGCAAAAUGUUGACCAUUUUGGUUUCAGUAAUAUGGAUACAUAUCAACAACGAUAUACAUUAAAUACAGACGUUUGGGAAAAUGGAAAACCAAUUUUAUUCUAUGCAGGAAAUGAAGGUGAUAUCGAUCUUUUCUGUGACAAUACUGGCUUCAUGUGGGAUAUUGCACCAAUAUUUAAUGCAAUGGUUGUCUUUGCUGAACAUCGCUAUUAUGGUCAAUCAUUACCAUACGGAAAUCAAUCAUAUUCAAAUCCUGAAUAUACAAGAUAUUUAACUAGUGGACAAGCACUUGCUGAUUAUGCCUAUUUACUUGAUUAUAUUCAUAGUUCAAUAAAAGGUGCUGAACUCAGUCCAGUAAUAGUUUUUGGUGGAUCGUAUGGAGGAAUGUUGGCUGCAUAUUUUCGAAUGAAAUAUCCACACGUUGUUGUUGGCGCACAUGCAGCCUCAGCUCCAAUUCUUCAAAUGACAACACCUUGUGAAGCAUUUUCUCGAAUUGUUACUCAAGAUUUUCUUCAAGAAAGUGCACAAUGCGUUGAUAUCAUUCGAUCAUCAUGGGGUGCUAUUAAUCGUAUUGGAUCAAGCGCAAGUGGCUUACAACGUCUUGGAAAUUUAUUUAAACUUUGCAAUCCUUUAAAAUCUGUUGAUGAACUAAAAAAUUGGUUACUUGACAUGUAUGGAAAUAUAGCUAUGGUUGAUUAUCCAUAUCCAACAUCGUUUCUAGCUGAUUUGCCUGCUUUUCCAGCACGAGUAUUUUGCUCAAAUGUAACAUCAGCAGUUUUAAGACUAAGAAAAAAUGACGAUGAAGAUGUUGUUCGACGAAUUAUUAAAGGAACAAAUGUUUUCUUUAAUUAUACUGGACAAACUGAAUGUUUUGAUACAGGCUCACAAGGUUCACCAAGUCUCGGUGAUUUGGGUUGGUCAUAUCAAUCGUGUACUGAAUUUGUUAUGCCAAUGUGUUCUGAUGGUGUCAAUGAUAUGUUUGAAAAUCAACCAUGGGAUUUUCAAGCUUUCUCUGAUGCUUGCUAUGAUCAGUGGAAAGUCCGACCACGUUUUGAAUGGCCAUACAUUGAAUAUGGUGGCAAAAAUUUAACAGAUUUACGCUUCUUUUCCAAUAUUGCUUUUACAAAUGGAAAUCUCGAUCCAUGGUCAUCUGGUGGUGUUCGUACUACAGUUGCUCCUUCUCUUCCAGCCAUACCUGUAAUUGGUGGUGCUCAUCAUCUUGAUUUACGUGCAGCUAAUAAAGCUGAUCCACCAAGUGUACUACAAGCACGUCAACAAGUUGUUGCACUUAUUGAAAAAUGGAUUUCAUAG
Rotaria socialis is the source of this 1473-nucleotide messenger RNA. The record is from the annotation of a GenBank genome assembly. NCBI's taxonomy places the organism in Eukaryota, Metazoa, Rotifera, Eurotatoria, Philodinida, Philodinidae.